AUGGAACAAACAUUACAAACAUUACAACCAACUAGUUGCCAAGGCACCCUGCAAUCUACAAGUGUUAAGGGACAUCACCUGGAUGCGACUGAUGAAGGUGUUUUAGUGCUCAAGGGCCAUACGCACCGUGUGGUGUGCAUAGCGUGGAGCCCACAUGUAACUGGUCGUCUCGCAUCCGCUUCGUUCGACCAGACCGUACAGAUAUGGGACGUGCUCACAGAGACGGCCCUCUGCAACUAUAGAGGGCAUUUAAGCCGUGUGUAUUCAGUUGCCUUCAGCCUGACAAACGCCGAUGUUUGCAUCAGCGGUUCCGCAGACCAGACCGUAAGAGUAUGGCAUGUCAGUGCGCAAGCGCAUAAGCGGCCCCCAUCCAAAGCGCAAAAAAAAGGUACCGGUCCUGCACUUAAGUUGAAGAAGUCGGGCCCUGGUGAAGUUAAUAACCUAGAGACCGAUAUAGCCUCAAGCCGAGCGAUGGCACACCCUCACACCAACGGCACCAAGUUGGCCAGUGUCACCCACUCUGGUUCUUCGGAGGCGAUUGACAGUGGUCUCAACAAGAGUACGGGCAAGCGGAAGGAGCCUGUAGAUGGCCCCUCGGCUGAGAAUGCGAGCCUUAAACGACAGUGUACGGCCGAGACCCGGGUUGAGAGCAGGGAUAAAGACCGAGAUGGGAGUAUUCCAGAGAGUGACAUGCUACGCAUGAGUCAAAUGAGUACGGGCAGUAACGUACAGGACGGGCCAACACACGCUCAAACGCGCCCACAUACGCAGCCUAAAAGGCCCAAACUGAAAACCCUCUUGCGUUCAUGCAAUCUGGUGGAUGGACACAACGGCGUGAUGGUGGAGACUUGUGAGGACUUGAUCUUCACGUACCUGCACAAGAAAAUGCGAGCGAGGGCUGGCACCAACUACCACACAUCCGGGCCGAGGUCAGGAAGUGGGUGUGGGUGUAAGUGCGAGCGAGGCGCACAGACUGAUAAUGGGCACCUGGAUGUGCAGUCUAGUGACACACCACAAUCUACGGCUGAAAGUGAUAGAGGAGUGCAAAAAGGAGUGCAUAGAAGCGUGUCAGAUAAUUUUUGUAAACGCUUGUUUCUGAAUACAUUUGCUGAGGGAACGUACACCAACGCACAGCUCACGAGAGGGCAGCGAAUAGCUAGUUUAAAGCACACUCGCGCGCCACUGCAUACACCACUACCACCGCCACAAAGGCCGUCAAACGGAACAGAUACAGUGCCCCUGACAAACACAAGGCUGCAUGCUGAUACAAAUACACGAAUGGAUUCACACACGGAGACACCCGCACCGACACCGCAACCACGGAGAGCCAGUGAUGUGGUAUAUAUGGUGGGGAACCGCGCGUCGAUUCGUCAGCGCUUAGAGAGUGAGAUAGACGACCUACAGAAGACACACACACACACAAAGCCAAAUACGGGUGGGAACGAGAAUGCGAAUACAGACACAGGUAAUCGUGCCACGAAUUUGGCUUCCCAAUCCGAAUUAAUGUUUGAGAAUCGGGAUGGUAGCCUGAAUUCGGGAUUUUUUGAGUCUUCGAGUGUGGAAAAGGACAGGACCGGGAUGCACUUGAGAGCCUUUUUGGGCGUGUAUGCCGCACCUGACGUGCUUGUUGGGAUACGAACGGGAACUCUUGAGACACCCCUUGAUGACUUUCAGGUUUCCAUGGCUAUGGGGUACGGGCGUGACACGUGGGUGCGUGUGUGUAAGGCAUACGCACAGCAGUUAGUCAGGGACAAGCAUGUGCACAAGGCUGUCUCAUACUUGCUGCUCGCUGGAGAGGUGGUGGAAGCUGUCAAGGUGUACCAAAAGUGCCGUCUAUACCGUGACGCAUUCCUUCUCGGUCGGCUCCGGCUUCUGCCCACACACCCCCAACUGCAAGAGGUGCUUACAGAUUGGUCCGCUCAGUGUGUCACCAAACAGCAAUUCGCACAGGCGGCGAAGUGCGAGAUACUGCUAGGGAACACACGCACAGCAGCCGUGUACUUGUCUCAGUUUGGUGCGGGUCAAUACGGGGCCGCGCUGUUGUUGUGUGACCAAUUUCCGGAAGCUGGUCACAUCCUGAAGCGUACUGAAAUCGUCGAGGAUGCAAUUGAUUCAGACAAGAUCAUGUGCGUAUGCACAAGCGCGUUGGCGAGAGAAAUCAAGGCGAGGGAGUGGGAACGUGCACGUGUUCUAAUGGAUAGAUACAUGUACUGUGACCAAUGCAUCGACCAUUCCGUCGAAGCAAUUGGUGCUACUGAGGGGAUGUCUGGGGAUCAUUCUCAUGUUCCCGCGCAUACCCACAAGGCAGAAGUGCACACCGCUGUGAGCGAAACGGAUAGCAAAGAGGAACUCCCGAAAGGCGACGCACAGCAGGUAGUAGAGUGCACGCUGCACGAUGGUGUACGCAGUUUAUAUCCAGACGCUCACACAGGACCCAUCGACAUGGUGGAUGCAGCCUUAAAGAGUUCUGGCAGUGAUAAGUCGGACACGCGUCUAUCUCAGCCGGCAUCGAACAGCGCUUCAGAUAAAAGCUCAACCGUAGAGGCUGGGGGAACUGCAACGACCAAGCUACUGAGAGGUGAUAGUGUAGAUACUGCAGUCAACAAAUCGGAUACAUCUGUGGGGAAGUCAGAGACAGAUGAAUCCGUAUGUGAAAAGAUAGAUCGAAGCAUGACAACUAACCACAAUAUGAGUGAUGGUUGCAAGUCUUUACGCUCAAUCCUUGCACCGUAUAGCGCACUGUUGUGCACUGCUCAAUGGCUAGCUAUGUACGACGUACCCGUGGAUGGUCAUGCGGCUCACAACCGGCUGUUUCAGAAUCCUGCGAGGAAUCACGAGAGCCUCCACUUCUCUGAAAUUGAAACAGGGCAGACGAAUGUGAGUACAUGUACGUGCGCAAGUAUCGCUGGACGUAUGCGUGCUUGUGUGUGUGGGCACGGGACCAAUAUUCCCGGCAACAGGUUUCUCGGACGAUUGAUAGACGCACAUAUAGUGCUUCUUCAACACCAAUGUAGUCCCCAAAGCACCCUGCAAAAGUCUGAUAGUUCAGCCGUAGAAGUUCGUAGUCACAGUCUGAGUGCUUUGGCUAUGCAAUUGUCAGAGAUACUUGAGGCGCUGACCGCGGAUGGAGUUAUAUGUGAUGAUAUGGAACUGUUAGAGGUCACGCGUAAACAGGAGAAGUGCGUACUGGGGGAGAAAUUGUCAAGCACAUCCCACGCCCCAAGUGAGUAUCAGGGUGAUAACUUAAUUCACACGGGUGAUUCCAAGGUGCUUCCAAACAAUACAAAAGUCUCGGGAACGAAUUUUGACACUACCUCCAACUCGAGAGAUGGGAAGGCGGCCCUGCCAUUACAGGCGCAGGUGCAGACGAAGGACUUGCAACAACAUACCUUGCUGCUGCAAAAUGAUACUCCGCUCGUUGCGAUGGUAACACUAGGUGUAUUGCAGUUCAUAGGCGGCAGCGAACGAUUUGUACACACUUGGUCACAACUGUUAAUGAAGAACACGCGGAUAACUCCCGAUUCGUUACUUAUUAUGCUGGAUAGCGAGGCGCCAGAGCGCAUGAGAACAGAUGUUCACGUCGGAGCCAGAGGAGGCAUGGACAAUCUGAAUACUGUAGAGGUUGACGAGUCUAGUUGUGAACCCGGUACACGUGAGAUGAAAUCUGUGAGACAUACGAUUUUAACAAAUCUAUUGUUGGGUGCUGAGACGGUAAAGUUUUUGAGAUGGCUGAGGGUAAAAAUCGGCGAAAAGGGAUAAUCUAGGGCUUGCGGAAGAACGAGUGAGCACCUGUAAAUAGCGAACUGAAAUUCGAAUAUCUAAAGCUAUACUAUCACGAUGCACUAUAAUCAGACAUACGUGGUAAAUGAUAAAGAUCGGUAGAUUCGCUUCAGGACAGUAAAUAGCUCCUGAAGUCCUGGACCGUCUUUGAAUAGCUACUAAAGCACUCCUGGUGGUGGCCUCUUGGCCGUCCUCAGAUUAUCUUGUGCAUCGUAUGCCAUAAUACAUGAACUGAUUAGCGUAGACAAAUUGUAAAACAUCCAACGUAAAUAGCGUUGAAUAAAUAUAUAACAUACAAC
Molecule: messenger RNA, 4079 nt
Organism: Sphaeroforma arctica JP610
Lineage: Eukaryota; Ichthyosporea; Ichthyophonida
Exons: 8
Coding region: 1-3759 (1252 amino acids)
Molecular function (GO): protein binding
Source: RefSeq, a predicted model, not a curated record